UUGAAUCAAAGUAACCGAAUCAAUGACGAUUGACACAACUCUAUGUGAAAGUAACAAGUCUUUUCAUUGCGAAAAAUGGCGCUUAAUGAGCGGUACUAUGCGUUGUUGGGAAAGUGUGUCGGUUCGUUAAAUACAUGGAAAAAAUGUGUAAGUCGUUUGGAAGGCAUCGAGAAAAAUGAGGAGAUGCAGAAACUUGAAAAACUAGGAAAGGAAUAUUGUGUCAUCGACAACAACCACAAAAAAAUUGAAAAUGUUUUCAAGGAUCUAGAGGGGUGCAUAAAUGAGCCCGGACAAGAUUAUGACAUUGAUGCCAUGUUUGAAAGCAAAUUGGGGGAACAGCCUGAUAUUGAAAUUAGAGAUAAUGAAAUUUGGGGAGAGAUUUUUAAAAAUCGUGCUUCUGUGCAAGAAAUAAAACCCAAAAAGAAGGUGGAUAAGGCAAAUUAUAAGCAAGUUCAAGACGAUUCUUUAUUAUGUUCAGAUGCAUUUUCUGCUCCCAUUGAUCCCAUAUCAAAGAUUAUAAUAAAAAAACCUGUUAGGAAUCAAAUCUGUAAGCACAUAUAUGACAUGACUUCGAUAUUGCAGUAUAUCAGACAGUCUAGAAAUAAAGCAAAAUGCCCAUACAUUGGAUGUAAUAACAACACUUUAACAAAUAGAGAUUUAAUUAACGACACAGAACUUGAAGAAAAAAUAUCUCAGUACCUCAGUAGUCAAGAACAGCAGGAAGAUUCUGAUACCUCAGAAUAAUAAUUGUAUU
Molecule: messenger RNA, 754 nt
Organism: Cylas formicarius (sweet potato weevil)
Lineage: Eukaryota; Metazoa; Arthropoda; Insecta; Coleoptera; Brentidae
Product: E3 SUMO-protein ligase NSE2-like
Exons: 1
Coding region: 76-744 (222 amino acids)
Biological process (GO): protein sumoylation; double-strand break repair via homologous recombination
Cellular component (GO): nucleus; Smc5-Smc6 complex
Molecular function (GO): zinc ion binding; SUMO ligase activity
Source: RefSeq, a predicted model, not a curated record